Colletotrichum spaethianum is the source of this 912-nucleotide messenger RNA. RefSeq names its product cyclin-L2. Gene Ontology annotation, cellular component: nucleus. The transcript has 2 exons. The record is from RefSeq and is a predicted model, not a curated record. NCBI's taxonomy places the organism in Eukaryota, Fungi, Ascomycota, Sordariomycetes, Glomerellales, Glomerellaceae. Gene Ontology annotation, biological process: regulation of transcription by RNA polymerase II. Gene Ontology annotation, molecular function: cyclin-dependent protein serine/threonine kinase regulator activity. Bases 1 to 912 code for a protein of 303 amino acids.
AUGGCGCAUAUGACGAAUCCGCUGGCGACGGCUGACCAGCUCUACAAGCGCAAUUCCUUCAGUUCCCUCCCGGCCGACCUGCAGGAUGUCAUCUUCUACGCGACGCAGUGCCUAACCCAGGCGGCCGGCGUGCUGCUCGACCUGCCACAGUCGACGACAGCGCAAGCAAAUGUCCUACUGGCACGGUACUGGCUUGUCGAGUCGCCAAUGGCCGGGGAAUUCAGCGACGUAUCUGCUGCAGCCCUCUACCUAGUCUCCAAGAUGGGACCCCUUCCGCGCACGACUCGCGAUCUGUCAAACGUCUACGCCUACCUCCUCUCGCCUGCAUCGCCCCUCUUCCGUGGCGAGGCCCCAGACCCUACCAAGCGCCGCCCGGACCCGGCGACGUACUACCAGACGGACGGAGAGUACGCUGCUUUCCAGACUCGGAUGUUGGCAGCCGAGGCACGGAUUUUAUGGGCUCUGGGAUUCGAUACGGCAGUGGCGCUGCCGCACGCGCUGGCCGUGACGUACCUUCAGGCGCUGGACUUCGUGGGGAAGCCCAAGGGCGAGAUGGCUGGGCGGGUGGUCGCACACCUGAAUACGGCGCUGCUGAGUCCGCAGAUGAUGUAUCUUACACACCAGCCCCACGCACUGGCGACGGCGGCAGUGUACAUCGCCGCCAGGGAGGCAGGAGCGAAGAUGCCCGAGGUGGCGUGGUGGGAGGUUUUCGAUGUCGAGAGAGAGGAACUUGGGUUCCUCGUCGUGGGAAUGAGGAGCCUCGAGGGCUGGGUGAGAGGAGUGAAGGAGACGGGCCUGCUGGCUGGCGGGAUGAUUACGAGGAGUGGCAUUGAGAGGGAAGCGAGGAGACGAGCUGGGGAGGGCGACGAGGAGGAUGAGCUUAUGGCCCUGAUGGACCAGAAGACGGCAUGA